UUACUUAGUUUAUGAAUACAUUUGUAUGUAUUGACUGUGCAAUAGGUGUCAAACAAAACAUUGUUAUUGUGUUUACUAUUUAUUUGAUGUUUGAAUUGCGUUACAAUUGAUUGAAUAAAUUGAUUGCCAUUUAGUGGACAUUGACUUCAAAGUGAGUGUCGAGUCGUUAAUGACAUGACUUGAGUGAAGAAGACAUCGAAAGGAGAUAUGGUUUGCGAUAAGUGUCAGACAAAACUCGGUAAAGUGAUAACUCCGGACACGUGGAAAUCGGGCGCCAGAAAUACGACCGAGAGUGGCGGACGUGCUAUCAAUGAAAACAAGGCGUUGAGCGCCAAGAAGUCGCGUUACAAUCCAUAUCAGGCAAAGUUUGAGACCUGCAGGAUAUGCAAACAAAAGGUCCAUCAAUUGGGAUCACAUUAUUGUCAAAGUUGUGCUUACAAGAAGGGUAUUUGUGCGAUGUGUGGCAUCAAAAUCAUUGACACCAAGAAGUACGCCCAAAGCACCGUCUGAUUUAUCACUUAACUGUCGAUUCAUUUCUAAUUUUAAGAAAUUGUUUUUUGCUAUUUGUUUUAGU
This is a messenger RNA of Oppia nitens, 574 nucleotides long. Its product is annotated as cysteine-rich PDZ-binding protein-like. Gene Ontology annotation, molecular function: microtubule binding; PDZ domain binding. The record is from RefSeq and is a predicted model, not a curated record. The transcript has 4 exons. Lineage: Eukaryota; Metazoa; Arthropoda; Arachnida; Sarcoptiformes; Oppiidae. Gene Ontology annotation, cellular component: dendrite. Gene Ontology annotation, biological process: cytoplasmic microtubule organization. Bases 208 to 510 code for a protein of 100 amino acids.